GUGUGGUGGUUCAGAAAAACAGUGAUUUUGAGUUUAUUGCUGAUUUAAUCUGAAAUAGCAAGGACGUAUCAUUAAGGUAAAUCCUGCCACCUUUGGCCUAUUAUGUCUGAGACUCUUGGUUGUUCCUGCAACUCAAAACCAAUUCACUGCAGUAGUGUCAGCAUGUGCAGAGAUUCUGUAACUGUUUUGGAAAAACUGGAAAAGCUUAACAUGACACAGAGGAAUGACAGUCAUUGUGGUGACGGCUGGUGUGGUGACUGCACUGUCUGAAGUGCAUAGACAGCAGAGAAGCAGGAGUGUAAGGAGAGUCGCUCUGUGGCUCGCUGUUGCACAACAGGAAAACAUCGCCAGAACUUUCAUACAUUAGUUGAAUUCUGCUCUGUACUUGAGCGUAAUGGAGGAUUCUGAGCUGCUGUGUACCUCGAGGUCGGAGGAGAGGAGGCUGAACGGCCACUGCAGAUGGAGCGCUCACACUCGGACCCUGGACUCGAAGAUGGUGGAGGACUUCAGGCGGAGGCUCAAGUACUUCUUCAUGAACCCCUGUGAGAAAUACAGAGCCAGGGGGCGUAAACCAUGGAAACUGAUGCUACAGAUAUUAAAAAUUGCAAUCAUCACAGUCCAGUUGGUCUCUUUCGGCCUGAGCAACGAAAUGAUGGUCACCUUUAAAGAUGAAAAUCUGAUGACGUUCAGACAUCUGUUUCUAAAAGGAUACAGGGAUCACCACAUGGGAAGCUACGCACUCUACAGAAAGGCUGAUGUGUAUGAUCACAUCCACUACAUUAUCAACAGGUACAUCAAUCUCCAAAACCUGACAGUGGCUAAUCUUGCAUACGAGAGUGUUGAUGGCAAGUACGCUCCUCUGUCUGUCUGCCAAGAGUUUUACAGAAACAGCAGCAUCGAUCCUGGAAACGAGACCUUUGACAUUGAUCCACAUAUUGAUAAAGAUUGCAUUUCCAUUUAUCCUGUGCAGUCGUUUGACCACAGUGGCUCAGCCACACAUGUGAACUUCUCUUUAGAUUUCAAAAGGCUGCUAUCAGUGAACAUCUACCUUACUCUGAAAACAAUCAAUCUGCAGACUGUGCGGCACCACGAGCUGCCAGACUGUUAUGACUUCCAUAUCAUGAUCAUGUUUGACAACCGUGCACACAGCGGGAAGAUAAAGGUUGAUGUGAAGAAUGAUGUAAGAAUUUAUGAAUGCAGAGACUGGAAUGUGGAGGGCACUUCUGGUAAGAACGACUACCUGCUCCUGUCAUUUGACUCUGUGGUCAUCCUCGCCUGCUUCACCUCCCUCAUCCUCUGCACACGAUCUGUCAUCAACGGCAUCCAACUCCAGUUUGAGUUCAACAUAUUCUUUCAUGCCUACUUCAAUAAAAUUGUGUCCUGGUCAGACCGCAUGGAGUUUGUGAAUGGCUGGUACAUCCUCAUCAUUGUGAGCGACACACUGACCAUCGCUGGGUCAGUACUCAAAAUUGGAAUACAAACAAAGUACCUGACAAACUACGAUGUCUGCAGUAUCUUGCUGGGUACGGCCACAAUGCUCGUCUGGGUCGGCGUGAUUCGUUACCUUGGUUUCUUCAAGAAAUACAACAUAUUAAUCUUAACCCUGAGGGCGGCAUUCCCAAAUGUGAUCCGAUUCUGCUGCUGUGCUGCCAUGAUCUACCUCGGGUACUGUUUCUGUGGCUGGAUCGUCCUUGGGCCUUACCAUGACAAAUUUCGAACACUCGCCAAGGUGACAGAGUGCCUCUUCUCUCUCAUCAAUGGGGACGACAUGUACGCCACCUUCCUGAUGAUGAGACACGGCGGCUACAUGGUGUGGCUUUUCAGCAGACUUUACCUCUACUCCUUCAUCUCCCUCUUCAUCUACAUGGUGCUCAGCCUCUUCAUCGCACUCAUCACUGACACCUAUGAGACCAUUAAGCAUCAUCAGCAAGACAAGGUGCCAGUGUCUCAGCUUCAGGCCUUCAUAGCAGAGUGCAGGGACCAGCCUGAGUCUGGAAGAUACCAGACUGAUGAAGAGCCAACUGUCUGCUGCCUCUCUCCAUGCUGCUGCUUUGGAUGAAGUGAGAAGAUGGAGGUUUUCACCUCUGUCGAGUGCAGACAAAGACUUGGCGUAUCAUGAGACUGAAUAUGGCUGUAAAGAGUGGAGCAUUUGAUCAUACUGAUGCAUGUGAAUGCCAGAAUAUCUUGUUUUUUCUUUUUCUUUUUUAACGUGAAUCACUGAACACUAGACUCAGAGGACCAGUCAGUUAUAUAGUCACCAGUUUAAUAACCUGAGAGCUGUAAAUUCAAUAUGAAUACGCAUUUACAACCAAACCCUCCUUAGUUCAGUGAUGCAUUCAAGAGUGGUUUUCAAUUCCGCUUUUCUUCAGUGAUUACCUGAAGAGGAAUUUCCUCCUGACUGCACAGUAACAACAUAAUUGUAGGGUUUUCACAAGCACUUGAAUACUUAAAGGUCCAGUGUGAAGGAUUUAGGGGCAUCGUUUGGCAGAGCAGGUACAUAAUAUUCAUAACUAUGUUUUCAUCCAUGUAUAAUCACAUGAAACUAAGAAUCACCGUGUUUUUGUUACCUAAGAAGGAGCUGUUUAUAUCUACAUACGGAGCAGGUUGUAGCCCAGGAUGGAGAACCCAAACACUGGUUCUAGAAAGGACCACAGGCGUUUUCGCAUGGGCCACAGUAGUUCUUCUACACCAGAGGUAGGCAACCUGCAGCGCCAGAGCCACAUGUGGCUUUUAAACUCCUCUCCACAUGAAAAAUAAUGACUUUUUUUUAGCAUUUACAUUUUUAUUUAUCAUUGUUGUGGGCCUAAAUCAAUUCAUAUAUUGUAAAAAAAAAAAAUAUGUAGCUUAUACACUGAGUAGAAAAACAUUUCUAUUCAAACAUUUUUUUUAACAUUUCGUCAAUUAAAAUAUGUAUCAUACAUAUAUG
Messenger RNA from Epinephelus fuscoguttatus (brown-marbled grouper), 2926 nucleotides. It is a transcript of the gene mcoln3a, whose product is annotated as mucolipin TRP cation channel 3a. Gene Ontology annotation, cellular component: plasma membrane; lysosomal membrane. The transcript has 13 exons. Bases 395 to 2059 code for a protein of 554 amino acids. Lineage: Eukaryota; Metazoa; Chordata; Actinopteri; Perciformes; Serranidae. Gene Ontology annotation, molecular function: NAADP-sensitive calcium-release channel activity. The record is from RefSeq and is a predicted model, not a curated record.